AGAGGACAUGGGGGUGUCUGGUAGGGGUAGUGAACGUGGGAGUGUCUGGUAAGGGUAGAGGACGUGGGAGUGUCUGGUACGGCUAGUGGACGUGGGAGUGUCUGGAGGUGGUGAGGAUCUAGCGAUGCUCCAGAGACACUGUGAGACUGUUGGAUAACUGUCAGUUUUGACAGCGCGUUGGCAACGGUGAUACAUGGAGAUGAAACACAGGAGAACUAUGAGGCAACGCUAUGCUCUAAAACAUGGGAUACUGAAGGAGUUCCUGGCGGAGUUCCUGGGGACUUUUAUCUUGGUUUUGUUUGGCGUUGGGUCUGUUGCUCAGACGGUCCUGAGUCGUAAUGCCAUGGGGGAGACUCUCACCAUCCAUAUAGGCUUCUCUGUAGGACUGAUGAUGGCAGUGUACGUGGCCGGAGGAGUGUCAGGAGCCCAUGUGAACCCUGCUGUCUCCUUGGCCAUGGUGAUCCUGGGAAAACUCAAGUUCUAUAAAUUCCCUGUCUAUGUCAUCGCUCAGUUCCUUGGUGCUUUCUCUGGAGCUGCUGCAGUGUUUGGGCUGUAUUAUGAUGCGUUCAUGGACUUCACCAAUGGGAUUUUAUCAGUGACUGGUAUUAAUGCCACCGGUCACAUCUUUGCCUCUUACCCUGCCAGGUCCCUAACCAUCCUCGGAGGCAUCAUAGACCAGGCAGCGGGAACAGGCAUGCUGGUGUUGUGUAUCCUGGCCAUCAGCGAUGGGAAGAACAUCGGCGCCCCUAGAGGCAUGGAGCCACUGUGCAUCGGCCUGAUCAUCAUGGCUAUCGGAGUGUCCAUGGGGCUGAACUGUGGGUACCCCCUCAACCCUGCCAGGGACCUGGGGCCACGACUCUUUACUGCUGUAGCAGGCUGGGGUUGGGAGGUGUUCAGCACUUCAGACUACUGGUGGUGGGUCCCGGUGGCGGGGCCGAUGAUAGGGGGCGUGGUCGGGGCUCUGGUCUACUUCCUGUUCAUCGAGAUGCAUCACAAACAGCCUGAGAAACCCCACGAGGAGGAAGAGGAAGAGGACGAAGAGGAGGAAGAAGAUCUGGAGGAGGACAGCAGUCUUAAGGACAAAUAUGAGAUGAUUACCAUGAGUUAAAGAGUCAGAGAGAUUCAUUCACUUGUCAAGGACUUUAAAAGAAAAUGUCUGUCUGUCUGGUUCAGAUCAAUGUUACUGUAAAGUCAAUCAGGAGAGGAAUGUCAUGUUGGGAGCCAAAUACACACACACACACACACACACACACACACACACACACACACACACACACACACACACACACACACACACACACACACACACACACACACACACACACACACACACACACACACACACACACACCAAGGACAGGCUUGCUCUCUCAGUGUGCUAAGGUGAAACCCUGUGGUAGAGGGAGUAGAAGAGUUAUAGCCUGUUAUUACACGUCAUAGCCUUUAGUAACCAGACCGGUAUGCUACGUAUGAAUGAACGAUCAGAGUACGGUUUAUAGCCUGUUAUUACAUGUCAUAGCCUUUAGUAACCAGACUGGUGUGCUACUUAUGAGCGACUGAUCACAGUACAAGGCCUUUUAGCCCACUGCUGAUGGGCGCUCCAAUAGUCAGUCUAGAUGGAGAAACUCUGUAGAACAGGUUAUUGUUACUGUUUAAAUAGGUAAAGAUACAGAAUGGUUAGUUCAUAAUGUGCUUAUAUGUAGCAAUCCGCAACACUGGAAAAGUUAUAUUAUGUAUAUAUAAUAUUUCACCCCUUACGAUUCCAUUUGGACUACACCUCUUGUCAGGUUUAUGUAAAUGAGAUUCCAUUUGGACUACACCUCUUGUCAGGUUUAUGUAAAUGAGAUUCCAUUUGGACUACAUCUCUUGUCAGGUUUAUGUAAAUGAGAUUCCAUUUGGACUACACCUCUUGUCAGGUUUAUGUAAAUGAGAUUCCAUUUGGACUACAUCUCUUGUCAGGUUUAUGUAAAUGAGAUUCCAUUUGGACUACACCUCUUGUCAGGUUUAUGUAAAUGAGAUUCCAUUUGGACUACAUCUCUUGUCAGGUUUAUGUAAAUGAGAUUCCAUUUGGACUACACCUCUUGUCAGGUUUAUGUAAAUGAGAUUCCAUUUGGACUACAUCUCUUGUCAGGUUUAUGUAAAUGAGAUUCCAUUUGGACUACACCUCUUGUCAGGUUUAUGUAAAUGAGAUUCCAUUUGGACUACACCUCUUGUCAGGUUUAUGUAAAUGAGAUUCCAUUUGGACUACACCUCUUGUCAGGUUUAUGUAAAUGAGAUUCCAUUUGGACUACACCUCUUGUCAGGUUUAUGUAAAUGAGAUUCCAUUUGGACUACAUCUCUUGUCAGGUUUAUGUAAAUGAGAUUCCAUUUGGACUACACUUCUUGUCAGUUUUAUGUAAAUUAGAUUCCAUUUGGACUACACCUCUUGUCAGUUUUAUGUAAAUGAGAUUCCAUUUGGACUACACUUCUGUCAGGUUUAUGUAAAUGAGAUUCCAUUUGGACUACACCUCUUGUCAGUUUUAUGUAAAUGAGAUUCCAUUUGGACUACACAUGUCAGUUUUAUGUAAAUGAGAUUCCAUUUGCACUACACAUGUCAGUUUUAUGUAAAUGAGAUUCCAUUUGGACUACACAUGUCAGUUUUAUGUAAAUGAGAUUCCAUUUGGACUACACCUGUCAGUUUUAUGUAAAUGAGAUUCCAUUUGGACUACACCUGUCAGUUUUAUGUAAAUGAGAUUCCAUUUGGACUACACAUGUCAGUUUUAUGUAAAUGAGAUUCAUGCAGACAAUUAACCCAGACCCAUUUGAUGACAUGUUUGUUGUUGUAGUAAUGUCUGCGUUGUAAUUGCAGAAGGUAUAGCUUUAAUGUAGGCUUUAGAUUGCAAUUUUGACCAUACACUUCAUACUCACCGAAAGAGACCACGUGCGCCACGUGCGUAUCUAAAGAAACCCUGAGAAAUAACAAAUAUAACAACUACCACUGUUACAAUUCAUGAAUUUCAUGUAUGGCAGUUAUACGUUUUGUUGCCAUUGUAUAAUAUUCAAUUAUUAUGUUUGUUUAUUGUUGUGCUUUUUCUGUUUUUGAUUUUGUAUUGUUGUCAUGGAAAUAGUAUCCAAACUAUUUCAAUGUGACAAAUGUAUUCCUGUUUGUGUAAACAAAUAUUAUUACUUGGAUGCAUAAUAAAAAUUAAUAAAAAA
This is a messenger RNA of Oncorhynchus kisutch (coho salmon), 3195 nucleotides long. It is a transcript of the gene aqp9a, whose product is annotated as aquaporin 9a. Bases 194 to 1108 code for a protein of 304 amino acids. Gene Ontology annotation, biological process: water transport; glycerol transmembrane transport. Gene Ontology annotation, molecular function: glycerol channel activity; urea transmembrane transporter activity; water channel activity. The record is from RefSeq and is a predicted model, not a curated record. Lineage: Eukaryota; Metazoa; Chordata; Actinopteri; Salmoniformes; Salmonidae. Gene Ontology annotation, cellular component: plasma membrane; basolateral plasma membrane. The transcript is spliced from 6 exons.